GUAUCUUUAAUUUUCAAGGCCGCGGCCAUGAACCGGCUGUUAAUUUUGUUCAGUGUAGUUGUUACCACAUUGGUGUUUAUUUGUCCUUUCACAAAAGUUGAAGAAAGCUUCAACAUACAGGCACUUCAUGAUUUACUGUAUUUUGGAUCAAAUCUGACUUCGUAUGACCAUAAAGAGUUCCCUGGUGUUGUUCCGAGAUCAUUCCUAGGUUCUUUGUUAAUUUCCUGGGUAUGCGCACCGGUAGUUUACCUGUGCUCAUUGCUGAAACUAAAUAAGUUUGUCUCUCAGUAUAUCGUUAGGAUUUCUUUGGGAGUACUAACAAUCCUCAGUUUGAAAACGUUCGCAAAUUCAGUGAAAAAAGUUUUUGGGAAACAUGUGUGUGCACGUUUUCUUGUAAUAUGUUGCAGUCAAUUCCACUUUUCAUUUUAUGCUUCGAGGACGCUUCCCAAUAGCUUUGCUAAUAUACUCGUCUUAUAUUCUCUGGGCCAGUUAAUCAACGGUAAUCAGGCUGCAUUUCUUGUAUCCGCCGGCGUAUCAGUCUUAGUAUUUCGUAGUGAAUUAAUCCUCCUGUUUGGACCAUGUCUACUGUAUGCUUUAUUCACUGGACGUGUAAGCAUUGGAUGGAAUUUCUUCAAGAUAAUUAUUACAACAACAAUCAUCAGUAUCGGCUGCAGUGUCCUUAUCGAUUCCUACUUUUGGGGUAGAUUAAUUUGGCCAGAAUUAGAAGUAUUUUAUUUCAAUACAAUUUUAAACAAAAGUGGACAAUGGGGAACAUAUCCCUUUCAUUGGUAUUUCACCUCUGCUUUGCCAAGAUCUCUUCUCUGCUCUUGCUUCAUCCUGUAUGCAUGGAUCCCUAUCAUCAUGGUGAGAAUCCUCCGGAAACUUUCCACAUACAAAGAUGAUAUUAUCAUACCUCAGAGUACUGGAUUACUGUUUGUCGCUUUGAUAUUUAUCGGCUUGUAUUCAUUUUUACCGCAUAAAGAAUUACGUUUUAUUAUUUAUGUACUGCCUGUGCUGAAUCUUGUCGUGGCAGAUAUUUGGACUAACUUAGAGAAACCAGUGUUAUCUUCUAAAGGAGGAGACGUAUUAUAUAUGAAUCUAUGGAAAAAGAAAUCUCUGCCUAAACGAAUAACAGUCAUUCGUCUUUUACUUAUUUCAUGUUGUUAUACUCAUCUCCUUGUGAAUGCUGCCUGUUCACUGGUGUUAACUAAAGCGGCACAAAAUAAUUACCCCGGUGGGGAAGCAUUGAAUACGCUAAAUCAUAUGGAACAUUUAACACAUAGAAAUG
Messenger RNA from Trichobilharzia regenti, 1288 nucleotides. The record is from the annotation of a GenBank genome assembly. NCBI's taxonomy places the organism in Eukaryota, Metazoa, Platyhelminthes, Trematoda, Strigeidida, Schistosomatidae.